Messenger RNA from Naumovozyma castellii, 240 nucleotides. It is a transcript of the gene SDH6, whose product is annotated as Sdh6p. Lineage: Eukaryota; Fungi; Ascomycota; Saccharomycetes; Saccharomycetales; Saccharomycetaceae. The record is from RefSeq and is a predicted model, not a curated record. The coding region runs from base 1 to 240 and encodes 79 amino acids. The transcript has a single exon.
AUGGUGGCAAGACUUAGGGGCAUUCAACAAGAUGUAAUCCAUUUUUAUAGACAAUGCAUAAGAGCUGCAAUGAAAAAACCGGUAGAAACGAGACCGCACUUUAUCGAUUAUAUUCAUUCUGAAUUUGGUAAGCAUAAAAAUCUACAAAGAAAGGACUUUACUACCAUUGAAUAUCUAUUAAGGGUGGGCAAUAAGAAAUUGAAAAUGUAUUCUCAACCAGAACUAAAAGAUAUUCAUUAA